Molecule: messenger RNA, 1364 nt
Organism: Metopolophium dirhodum (rose-grain aphid)
Lineage: Eukaryota; Metazoa; Arthropoda; Insecta; Hemiptera; Aphididae
Exons: 1
Coding region: 279-1364 (361 amino acids)
Source: RefSeq, a predicted model, not a curated record
UCGUACGCGAUCUACCCAAAUAGGCGAUCUACCGGUUAUUCCGAAUUUCCGAAUUUCCAAAUUAUCUUGAUAAUUUACGACUAUUUAUUUAUACGUUUAUAUGACUUCCCUUUUAUAGUUCAAUUAAUACGAUAAGAUAAAAUAUACGAUAGCCUGACGUCCAGACACAUCGCCGUCACCAACUCGCCACAAUCGCCGUCUCUACUACGCCGAAACUACUACCCGUUUUCUACUCGUUAGACAAUAGUAAAUAAUAUUUCAUUUUUUAAUAUUUCAUUAUGAGUUCAAGAAUCGGACAUUUUUAUCGUAAUAUUAUUUGUGACGAACAAACAUGUGCGAAUUAUUUAAAAAGCAAACAGUUGUUACCUCAAAAUGAAGAAAAUCAUUUAACGUGCAAUGAAGUGAGAGAAGGCGUCAGCUGUGGUGGAGAUCUUAAAGAAACUACCAGAACAAGUAAAAAGAGAAAUUCGGAUGGAUCAUUUAAAAGGACAGUUACAUUAAGAUGCACCAAAAAAGGGUGUCAAACUUUUCAAUCAAUACGUAAAGGUAAUCAGUUCUUUUCAUACACUGAUCUCAAUGGUAGAUGUAACAGCAAAUUAACAUUAACGGAAAUUAUGGAAUUGGUGUGGUAUUGGGUUUACCUUAACACUGUUCAAACAACGGUACUCUGGACAGGACGAAGCAACCAUACUGUUGUUGAUUGGUACAACUUGUGCAGAAAUGUCGUAGUCGAUUGUUUUUCGAAACGUCAGAAAAUGGGUGGGCGAGGUUGUAUUGUGGAAAUCGAUGAAUCUCUUUUUCAAGGAAAAAGAAAAUAUAAUCGUGGACGUUUGUUAUGUUCUGAUCAAAGAACGGGAAAUGAAGAAAAUGAGGAACCCCUAAACAAUGACGAAACUGAACAAUCAGCAGAAGAAACUAAUCAACGAAAUUAUGGUUCACGGGUACAAGGACCAUGGGUAUUUGGUCUAUGUUGGCACCACAAUGACGUUCUGGAACGCCGAUUUUUCAUAGUUCAAAAACGUGAUAGAGCAACACUUUUGCCAAUUAUUCAAAGAGAAGUUGAACAGGGAACGAUAAUUCACAGUGACCAGUGGAAGGCAUACGCUACAUUAAAUGAACACGGGUUUAGUCACAAAACAGUAAAUCAUAGCCUAAAUUUCAUUGAUCCAAGUACAGGAGCACAUACUCAGUCAAUCGAGGGUCUUUGGCGUAUUGUGAAGAAAAGAUACGGUAUAAAAGUAAACGGAGCUUCAUCAUUACUCGAAAGGCAGUUAAAAGAAGAGUGGUGGCGAUCACUUCAUCCAGCCAUGGAUACAAUAUUUGACGAUUUUCUUUCAGAUAUGAAAACAAUAUUUUUAGUUUAA